Messenger RNA from Naumovozyma castellii, 1377 nucleotides. RefSeq names its product inositol phosphosphingolipid phospholipase (gene ISC1). The record is from RefSeq and is a predicted model, not a curated record. The transcript has a single exon. Bases 1 to 1377 code for a protein of 458 amino acids. Lineage: Eukaryota; Fungi; Ascomycota; Saccharomycetes; Saccharomycetales; Saccharomycetaceae.
AUGGACCCACAAAUCGAGGAAUCAAGUAAUUUCAAUUUAUACUCGAAUACCAGGGACUACGAAGCAAAUGGUCCCACUGUCAAAUUCCUCACUUUUAACACAUGGGGGCUCAAAUACGUCUCCAAACAUCGUAAACAACGUCUAAGAGCCAUUGCAGAUCAAAUUGCACAAGCUUCUCGAGCCACUCCCCUACCAGGGAACACCCUCGUUCAAGAAGAGUACGAUAUCAUUGCAUUGCAAGAAGUUUGGGUUAAAGAAGAUUGGGAUUACAUCGUAGCCCGUUGCGGUCACCUGUUCCCCUACCAUCGAAUCUUUUACUCAGGGAUCCUCACAGGUCCUGGCCUUGUCAUCCUCUCGAAGAUCCCCAUUGAAUCCACCUCAUUGUACAGAUUCCCCAUCAAUGGUCGCCCCAGUGCUGUGUUCCGGGGAGAUUGGUACGUGGGGAAAUCUAUCGCUGUGACAGAAUUGAAACCCAUCAAUAAGGAUACGUGUCCUAUGGUUAUCAUGAACAGUCAUAUGCAUGCUCCAUAUGCAUUGUCGGGGGAUGCCGCUUACGAAUGUCAUAGGUCUUGUCAGGCAUGGGAUUUCAGUAAAUUGGCUAAAUUGUAUAGGAAGGCCGGUUAUGCAGUUGUCAUUGUGGGUGAUUUGAAUUCAAGACCUGGAUCCUUGCCACAUAAAUUUUUGACAAUGGAGACUGGGUUGGUAGACUCAUGGGAGCAGUUGUUUGGUAGACAGGAUUUGACCAAAUUGGCUAUGAUGGACCCGGUGGAACAAUUGAAUUAUGGGUGCACUACAUGUGAUUCCAAUUUAAAUACAUGGAGAGCUUACUUGGGGACUGAGAAGGCAUGUAGAUUAGAUUAUGCGUUGAUUGAUCCGGACAGAUUGCAAACUGUGGAUGCAGGGGUUAGAUUCACUGAAAGAAUUGCCAACGUUGGCAGUUUUUCAGACCAUUUUGCCUAUUCAUGCACUUUGAAGUUGUUACCCAAGAGACACACAGUUGACCACAUGGCUACUGAACUAUCUCAUUCUCAAUUGGUGGAGAAAUAUAAGACGUAUAAAGAAAUGAUUUUAUGUAUUGAGAAUUACAUGCCUACAGCUCAAAAGCAGAAAUAUUACCGAGGAUUACAUUUCAUAAUCUCAAUUAUUGUUCUGAUCGGUUGUGUUGUGGCCACUACUUUUACUGCGGAGGUAAGUGCAUGGUCAUCUAUCUUUUGGGUACUAUUUGCCAUUGUCGUGGCAGUAACUGGAACUAUUGAUGGAAUCAUCUCUUUCCUUUUUGGAAGGAAGGAAAUUAGAGCCUUGAUGGAAGUACAACACGAAGUAUUGGAUGCAGAACGUAACGUGCAGAAUAUACUACAGAGGGAAUUCAGGGAGUGA